GGUCCCUGCCAUGGAUUCAGGCAUUGCUGAGAGUAUCCCAGGGGUCCCUGUCCAUGCUAGACAUGGAGCUCUCUAAUGGGCUGGAAUUGGGUUCUAAAAGUGGUGCUCCAAGUGCCAAAGCAGUGUGGGAUUGGGAUUAAGAAAUGAGCAGUGAGGGUCCAAUUGGCUGUUUUCUCUGGACUGUGACUGUGAGAGCUGCAGGAGUGCCAGGUGUGUGUUCCAGUCCCCAGCAUUUGGUUUGCACAUGUCCUGGUCAGACACAGGUCCAACUUGCUCAGUCCUUAACCCAAGAGAGGGAGAAUGAAGGACUGGCACUGUUAAGGUGUUUGGUGUGACAGGGGUUAAACUGGGAAAACAUUGGGUAAUUCAUGAGUUUCUCUCUUUGCCAAACUCACCCAAACCUGUGCUAGGAAGAGAGGGACUGGAAAAGUUGAGGCAGAAAUGGAAUUGAAAACUGGGGCUAUUGACACUGUAAUUGCUGAAACUAAAUGUGUCCAAGCAGCAGCUCUUGUUGUGCAGGGAAUAACUCCUGUCAGCAGCAAGGUCCCAACUGAAGUGGCAGCUGCAGUUGUUCCUGUGGUGUGGGCCAGUGGAACUGCAGGAGAGUGGAAGAGGGCAGAACCUGUAGGAGAAAAUGGGGCAAGCGGGCAGGAAGAAGAGAAGCCCCGUGACUCCUCCCUGAGCCCCAGCCAGCCCCUGAACUGCCUUCCUGGGAAUGGUGGGAUGGGCUGGACUCUGGAUUGCUCCCUCUGCAUGUGUGGCUCUCCCCUGCAGGAACUGCAGGAACUCCUGGUGCCGCCUGGGCCGAUGGAUUGGACGCCCCAGCCCCUCCAUUCCUGCCCAGCCACUGGGUCCGUGUCCAGUGGUGGCACUGCCAGCCCUGCAGGUGAAGUGGGAAGGGCCUUUGCAGGUCUUGUGGGUCACAUUUAUAGCAGUGGGAUGGAGCCUGGAAAGUGCACAGAGCUGAGCCAAGGGAUUGAAAGGGACCAAGCAAGGGAGGUGAAGAAAGAAGGAAGAAGGGAAGUGAGGCAGCAGGCAAGCAGCACCAAGUUCCUGUGUAAGCAGGGAAUAACUCCUGUCAGCAGCAAGGUCCCGACUGAAGUGGCAGCUGCAGUUGUUCCUGUGGUGUGGGCCAGUGGAACUGCAGGAGAGUGGAAGAGGGCAGAACCUGUAGGUAUUACCCCUGAUGUGGGAUCUCUCCUGGUAAGGCCAAGCCAGUAUCCUUUAAAAUCAGAAUGCCAGCUUGGAUUGGUUGCAGGAACAGCUGAAUUUGCUCCUCCUGGUUUGCUUGUAGGACGUGAAUGCCAGAACCUGCCAAGAAAACCAAUGGCCAAGAUGAUUGAUUAGUGCAGGACCUGAGAGAACCCCUGAGAAAAUGGGGCAAGCGGGCAGGAAGAAGAGAAGCCCCGUGACUCCUCCCUGAGCCCCAGCCAGCCCCUGAACUGCCUUCCUGGGAAUGGUGGGACGGGCUGGACUCUGGAUUGCUCCCUCUGGAUGUGUGGUAAGACUGUUAGGGCAACUUUUCCAACAGCCUGUAAGCAUUUGCUGCCUUGGCUAGAUGGUGCAAGGGCAGCCUUUAAGCAGCUGAAGCAUUCCCUGAGGAGAGCUCUGGGUCUGCCAGAUUUGUCAGAACUGUUGGAAGCAUCUUUGGUGGGGAGGGCAAAGAAAGGCCAAGGUGUGCAGUGACCCCCUGAGAAGGGACUUUGAGUUAAUGGCAUCCCUGAUGGUGAACUUUGUGGGCUGUUCCCCCUGUAGGGCAGGUGACAGUCCCAGCUACAGGGAUGGGAAAAAUGGUUAAAAGGGAGCCCCAAAAGCUGGAAAUCCUCCUGGAGGCUCUUGGCAAACAGAGUUUCCUGAGUUCCCCCUGACAGAAGGACAGUGACAGCUUUUGAGUGCUGGUAGAUCCUUUGAAUAGAUAGCCUUGAGUGUGUCCUUGUUGCACCAGUGGGCCUUGUCCAACUCCUCAUCUUCCAGGUGAUAUACAUAUUAAAGUUGAAAAUGCUCUUCCUAAUCCUUUGUUGGCUUGAGGCUCUCCCCUCAGGAACUGCAGGAACUCCUGGUGCCGCCUGGGCCGAUGGAUUGGACGCCCCAGCCCCUCCGUUCCUGCCCAGCCACUGGGGCCGUGUCGAGUGGUGGCACUGCCAGCCCUGCAGGGGAAGUGGGAAGGGCCUUUGCAGGUCUUGUGGGUCACACUGAUAGCAGUGGGAUGGAGCCUGGAAAGUGCACAGAGCUGAGCCAAGGGAUUGAAAGGGACCAAGCAAGGGAGGUGAAGAAAGAAGGAAGAAGGGAAGUGAGGCAGCAGGCAAGCAGCACCAAGUUCCUGUGUAAGCAG
Pseudopipra pipra is the source of this 2332-nucleotide messenger RNA. RefSeq lists its product as uncharacterized. Lineage: Eukaryota; Metazoa; Chordata; Aves; Passeriformes; Pipridae. The record is from RefSeq and is a predicted model, not a curated record. Bases 442 to 1347 code for a protein of 301 amino acids. The transcript is spliced from 7 exons.